Molecule: messenger RNA, 1533 nt
Organism: Cololabis saira (Pacific saury)
Lineage: Eukaryota; Metazoa; Chordata; Actinopteri; Beloniformes; Belonidae
Product: transmembrane protein 138-like
Exons: 5
Coding region: 1-576 (191 amino acids)
Cellular component (GO): cilium
Source: RefSeq, a predicted model, not a curated record
AUGACUCAUAUGGGCCAAGGAAAAAGUGCAGCCUUGGAUCCACAGUGGAACCACAACCCGCCCGGCUACCCAGCCUUCGGGCCGGAGAGCCUCCAAACCAGCAACUACUCCUUGGUGUUGUUGAUUCAGCUCAGCCUGCUCUCCUUUGACCUCUUUGUAAACUCCUUCAGCGAGCUGCUAAGGAAUGAACCAGCAGUCCAGUUGGUGCUUUUCAUCAUCCAAGACAUUUCCAUCUUGUUCAACCUGAUCAUCAUUCUAUUGAUGCUGUUCAACACCUACGUGUUCCAGAUUGGUCUUGUUGCCGUACUACUGGAACGGUUUAGAAGCCUGCUAAUGCUCUCGGCUCUCUACCUGACCUUCAGUAUAAUACUACAUUCCUGGCUCAUGAAUCUGCGCUGGCUAAACACUAACAGAUUUAUUUGGACGGAUGGCCUUCAGGUGUUGUUUGUGUUCCAAAGAACUGCUUCUGUGUUGUACUACUACUUCUACAAGAGGACAUCAGAGUAUCUGGGUGACCCUCGCCUCUAUGAGGAUUCACCGUGGCUGCAAGAAGUCUUCGCUCGUGCCAGACAGUGAUCUCGCUACAACAGAUUACACAAUGCAUCGAAGAUAAAAGAUUGCACGGUAAAAAGAGCUAUAUUAAGUAUUGUCAAAUGAAAAUCUUAUUCCAAACAGCCUAUGUUAACUCACUUUAUAUGCAAGGUGAUGAGAGCUUUCUUAAAGGGAUUUUGAAAUUAAAAGACAUUUCUGUUUGGGCAGAUUCAUUUUUCAAUUAAAUAUUAAAAAAAACAAAUCAAAAAAACAAUUGAGGUGUGAAAUGCUUUUCUUGCAACAUGUGCGUGUACCUUGACAGGCCAGAAAUACCCCACAUAACAUUUCCUCUCAGAGAAGGAAGGAUUGUGCCAAAAUAUGUGAGGGUGUUUCAGAAUAAAAUCAAGGAGAGACUUUUUUUAAGGAGACUUGUUUUCCUUUUUCAAAAGGUAAAAAUGUCAUAAAGAAAACUGUGAUAAUGAUUUUAUGGAAAUGCCUUUUGUAGAGGUUUUAAUGCAUCAAAAGAACAUUAACAACUUGUUAUAACAUAUCAAUUACUUUGUUAAAUUCUUUACAACUGUUUAUAAUCAUGCAAAACAUAGUGACACUAAGAUUAUAAAUCACAUUAAUACCUUAAUAACCUCAACACUGCUUCAUGUCACAGUCCUAAACUCAUAUUCUUUUUGUGAUUUAAUAUUAAAGGUGUUAUCAAAUGUUACACAAACAAACACCAAUUCAUGUGCUUAUGGUGCAUUUAUAGCAUUUUCAUUUGACAAUGUUUUCUGUUGUGUUUUUUAAAAUAUUUUGUUACCUCAUGUUCUUCCUUCUGUCCAUUUGUUCUUGCAGUAAGUUUUUUUUAUCUCUAAAAGUUUAUUAUAUUUUGACUGUUUUAUAUCAAAUAAAACAAUUUGUGUUGCUCUGAGUUCUUUUUUAAUAUGACAUUGGCAAAGUUUAACUAUGUUACAUCUAGCUAAUGGUGUGAAUCUGAACUGGUUGUGUUUC